AUGUUGACCAAAUUUCUUCGUCCUUUUGUACCAAAUGGUGUAGCAACAUCAUUAAUUGCAUAUCGACCAUUGUCCAUCUCCAAUAGAUUUUUUCAAAAUGCCAAUUCAAAGUCCACUUCAGUAGAUAAAUCAUCGAAAACAGAUGAAAAAUCAUUAGUUGGACAAGAAAAUAAAAAAGAAAAAGCUUUACGUGUUGAAGAUUCAUUAAAAGAUUUAUCAUCAAUAAAAUGGCGUACUGAACAUAAUGGCAAACGUUUAUGGCCUCAUGAUCAAUGGCCAGAACGUGAUUUAGUUAAUUUUCCACCAUAUAAAUUACGUGAAGCACCAAAUGCAGUUCGUUGGUAUUUUGUACCUGAAUCUUGGUUUAAAUUUUUUUAUGAUAAAACUGGUGUUACUGGACCAUAUAUGUUCUUUUAUGGUUUAAUCAUAUAUGGAUUUAGCAAAGAAUAUAUUGUUUUAUGGUAUGACUUCACAGAAUAUCUUAUUUUGGCUGCAGCUGUCAUUACCGUUGUCAAAAAAGUUGGUCCAUCAGUUGGAGAUAUAUUUCGUGGAUGGCAUCAAGAAGAAGUUGAUCGAUAUACUUCUGUUGUUAAUAAUUCGAAAGCCAUGGCUGGAAAAAUGUUACAUGGUUAUGAAGAAUCAUUAUCACGUGCUAAAAAUGUUGGACAAUUAGCUGAUGCACGAAAAGAUAUUAUUAAUAUGGCACUUGAAACAGCAUAUCGAGAUCGAAUGAGACAAAUGUAUGAAGCUGUUAAACGUCGUUUAGAUUAUCAAGUUGCUUUACAAAAUGCACGAAAAGAUUUUGAAAGAACAAAUAUGAUUAAUUGGAUAACAACUGAAGUUAAAAAAGCUAUUACAGCUAAACAAGAACAAGAUACAUUACAAGCAUGUCUUAAUCAACUUAGACAAAUUGCACAACAAUCACGAUGA
Molecule: messenger RNA, 930 nt
Organism: Adineta steineri
Lineage: Eukaryota; Metazoa; Rotifera; Eurotatoria; Adinetida; Adinetidae
Source: the annotation of a GenBank genome assembly